Messenger RNA from Pistacia vera, 1245 nucleotides. Its product is annotated as MDIS1-interacting receptor like kinase 2-like. The transcript is spliced from 3 exons. Bases 1 to 1245 code for a protein of 414 amino acids. Lineage: Eukaryota; Viridiplantae; Streptophyta; Magnoliopsida; Sapindales; Anacardiaceae. The record is from RefSeq and is a predicted model, not a curated record. Gene Ontology annotation, molecular function: protein binding.
AUGGCAAUCUCAUCCCUCAAUAAACUCUCCCUUGUUUUCUUCAGCCUCUUUGUUGUGCUGCAUUUUCAGCUAAAUGUUGCUUUUGAUUCUACUCAAGAAGCACAAACUCUUCUCAAAUGGAAGGCCAGCCUUCAAAACCACGACCAUUCUAUCCUCCCUUCAUGGACUCUUUAUCCUGUUAAUGCUACCAAUAAUUCUACUCAACACAGAAGCAAGAUAAGCCAUUUUAUCACUACACAAAUUGGUAAUCUCUCCAAACUGAAGUAUCUUGACUUGCAAACUAAUCAAUUUUCUGGGAAAAUACCAACUGAAAUCGGUCUCCUUACAAAUCUUGAGACCCUCCACCUAGAUGAGAAUCAGUUGAAUGGUUCAAUUCCAGAAGAAUUAGGCCAGCUAAGUUCUCUUAUUGAACUGGCUAUCUACAGUAACCGCUUGGACAGUUCAAUUCCUACUUCUUUGGGAAAUUUGAGCAACUUGGCUUGGUUGUCUCUUUCUAAUAAUUCACUUUCUGGUUCCAUUCCUCUAGAGAUGGGAAACCUCUUGAAUCUAGUUGAACUUUACAUCGAUACCAAUAGCUUAACUGGUCCAAUCCCCUCAAGUCUUGAAAACGUUACAAAUCUAGAAGUCUUAUACAUGUUCCACAACCAACUCUUUGGUUCCAUUCCUCCGGAAUUAGGAAAUUGGAGUCUCUCACUAACAUUAGUCUUCAAAGCAACAAUCUUUCAGGAAAUUGGAAAUUUCAUGAAUUUGGUUAUGUUGGAAAUAGACCAGAACGGCUUCAUUGGUUCUUUACCCCAUAAUAUAUGUCAUGGUGGUUCACUUGAGAGGUUCACAGUGAAACGCAACCAUCUUCAAGGUCCAAUUCCCAAAGGCUUGAGAAAUUGCACAAGCCUAAAGAGACUCUUCCUGAAAAAAAAUGAAUUUGUUGGUGAUAUAUCAAAAGAUUUUGGCAUCUAUCCACACCUCGAGUACUUAGAUCUCAGCCAAAAUAAUUUUCAUGAUGAAAUCUCGUCUAAUUGGGCAAAGUGUCCAAAAUUUGGCAUGCUAAAGAUUGCAACUAAUAAAAUUACUGAUAGCAUUCCAGCUGAGCUUGGAAACUUAACAAAACUUAGUAGACUUGAUCUUUCUUCAAAUCUUCUAGUUGGAGAGAUUCCAAAAGAACUUGAAAAGUUGAGUCUGCUAGAGAUGCUAGUUUUGAAUGGGAACAAACUUGUUGGAAAUAUAUAUGAGGAUUUUGGCAUCUAA